AUGGCGGACGCACCAGCUGGUGAUACCGAAGAGCCCCAGAUCACUUUCAACGUCAAAUCCUCCAGCGAUGCCAAAUACGUCCUCACCCUGCCCCCUAGCACGACUGUCGCCGACCUCAAGAACAAGCUCUCCACCUCAGAAUAUGCUGACAUACCGGCGGAGCGGCAACGGCUGAUAUACUCCGGCCGAGUGCUCAAGGACCACGAUACGCUGGCCAACGUCAAGAUAAAAGAGGGAAACACGGUACAUCUUGUCAAGGGCGCAGCCAGCAAUGCACGACAGAAUCCUGCAAGCCAGAGUUCGACUUCGACCUCAACGACGGGCGGCGCACCCAAUCCGGCGGCCAACGUACCGACCAACAUUGCCGCCGGAACAGGGAACAAUCCCCUAGCUGGGCUCACUGGCGCGCGGUAUGCCGGCUUUCACGGUCUGCCAGGCAUGGACAUGUUUGGCCCAGACGGCGGGAUGGGCCCGCCACCAACCGCAGAAAACAUGCUUGAAAUGAUGGAGAACCCACAGUUCGCAACCCUCAUGAACGAAGCGAUGAACAACCCCCAGGUCAUCGACAUGAUGCGCCAAAACCCCAUGAUCCGCGACAACCCCAUGAUGCAGCACAUUCUUCAGAAUCCCGAGAUGCGGCGUAUGAUGUUCAGCCCGGAGAUGCUACGGAUGCAGCUACAGAUGCAGCGGGCCAUGGGCGGCAGCGGAGGCGGGGGGUUAGGAGGCUUCGGCGGACAAGCAGCAUUCCCAGCACCUGGCGUCACGGAUACGACGGCGACCACGACAGGCCAAGGCACGACAGCGACACCGAACCAGCCUAACACGACGGGCCCGACAUCGCCGCCACCACCGAACCCCUUUGCCGGCAAUCUCGGCCCGAAUCCCUUCGCUGCGCUGUUCGGCGGCCAGCAGCCCGCGCCGGGCGUAACGCCAGCAACUUCGCCGCCGCCCGCCGCUUCGGCUGGCCAAGGCACACCGGCGGCUGGAGCGGACCAACAAGGCCAGAACGCGCCGAACCCGUUUGCUAAUCUCUUCGGCGGCGCUGGGGGUGGUGCACCUGGCGCAGCAGACCAGGGCCUAGGUCAAGGUCAAGGCCAACAGAACCCCUUCCAGCAAAUGGCGCAGAAUAUGAUGCAGAACCCAGACAUGAUGCGCCAAGCCAUGGCGUUAGCCCAGGGAAUGGGUGGUGCGGGCGGCGGCUUCGGCGGCGCAGGAGCAGGCAACGCGGCAAACCCGUUCGCAGGCCUCUUCGGUGGUGCUGGCGCUGCCAAUCCAUAUGGGGGAUUCGGAACGGGUGAUCUAGGACCACCACAGCCGCCAGACAACAGGCCCCCGGAGGAGCGGUACGCUGAGCAGCUGCGGCAGCUCAACGACAUGGGGUUUUAUGAGUUUGAGCGGAAUGUGCAGGCGCUGAGGCGGAGUGGGGGGAGUGUGCAGGGGGCGGUGGAGUACCUGUUGAGUGGGGUGUGA
This is a messenger RNA of Coniosporium apollinis CBS 100218, 1470 nucleotides long. RefSeq lists its product as uncharacterized. Gene Ontology annotation, cellular component: cytosol. The transcript is spliced from 2 exons. Gene Ontology annotation, biological process: ubiquitin-dependent protein catabolic process. Bases 1 to 1470 code for a protein of 489 amino acids. Gene Ontology annotation, molecular function: polyubiquitin modification-dependent protein binding. NCBI's taxonomy places the organism in Eukaryota, Fungi, Ascomycota, Dothideomycetes. The record is from RefSeq and is a predicted model, not a curated record.